Messenger RNA from Alternaria atra, 390 nucleotides. RefSeq lists its product as uncharacterized. Gene Ontology annotation, cellular component: cytosol. The transcript has 2 exons. The record is from RefSeq and is a predicted model, not a curated record. The coding region runs from base 1 to 390 and encodes 129 amino acids. Lineage: Eukaryota; Fungi; Ascomycota; Dothideomycetes; Pleosporales; Pleosporaceae.
AUGUCUCUCAAGAACGACGACUUCCCCUCCUCGGCCGCGUUCGACGAAAUCUCGCGCUCGCUUUCCGCUUCCGACGCCGACCGCAAAGACGCCAUCAAGCAAGCCAAGGCAAUCUUCGCCUUCACACUCAAGAACAAAGCCGGAACACAAGAAACAUGGUACAUUGAUCUCAAGGAGACCGGUACCGUCGGAAAGGGCGCUGCGCCAGAAGGCAAGAAGGCUACCGCCACGCUAGUGCUGAGUGAUGAGGAGUUUGGGAAGCUGGUGCAGGGCAAGGGAAAUGCACAGCAGAUGUUUAUGAGUGGGAAAUUGAAGGUUAAAGGGAACGUCAUGGCUGCAACCCGCCUAGAGCCCGUCUUCAAGAAGGUACAGACACAGGCUAAGUUGUAG